AUGUCUUGGAACGAAGACAUGUUCCCGCCCGGCAUGAACAACAUGCCUGGCAUGCCCGGGUCCCUGGCUUUUCGGCCCGGCCCGCCGCCGCCUCAUCAUGGCCGCCACCACCACGGCCAUGGGCAUCACCACCAUGGCCCUUCCCCUCCUCCUCCUCCUGGCUCUGAUCCCAGGCCUGUUCCUGGUGAUGAGGUCGCCUUGAUCACCGAUGACGUGUCGGCCGAGACCACUGCCGAUGCUACCGCCACGGAUGCCAAGGACAAUGACAACAACGAGAAGGGUACUGACAAAAACAACGGCGACGAUGACACCCGUGAGGGUGGUCGCCGGCGCUGCGGUGGCCGUCACCGCCACCACCAUCACUGGAGCGGACAUCACGCUGACUGGGACGCCUACGCGAGCGCGCCCUUCGGCGGACCUUGGGCUGCCAGCAUCCCUCAUCCUCCUCCUCCUCCUUAUGGUUUUGCCGAUCCACAUGGCCCUCACGGCUUUGGCCCUCACGGCUUUGGCCCUCGUGGUUUCAGAGGUGGUCGUCACGGCCAUCGUCACCACCAUGGCCUCCACGAGGACGGUCCGGGCGGCUUCGGUGAGUUCGGUUUUGGUGGCCCCGGUCACUUUCAUGGACGCGACCAUCACGGUCGCGGUUUCGGCCGCUGGGGCAGGGACGAGUCCGAUGCUGCCACUGCCAUGGGAACCGAGGCCGCCGAGCCCAUGACGACUGCCGAUGCCAAGUUUGGUGAUGAGGAGGGCACGUGUUCCUCGUCUUCGUCCUCAAGCAGCGAGAGCGAGAGUGAGGAGGACAUCACCAAGACCGAGAAGGACGACUCUCCUUCCACGGUCCGUGGCGACACCCCCGCCGCAGGAGCUGCUGCGGGUGCUCCUUCUGGCCCCGCUGCUGAUGCUGCUUCUGCCAACGCCCUUGGUGAGCAGCCCACCCCCGAUAACUGUUCCGGCCGCCGUGGUGGUCGCUGCGGUGGUGGUUGGCGCGGCUGGCGCGGCUGGCGCGGUCCCCCUUGCUGCGAGAGCUGCGAGGGAGCCCGCUCGGCUUGUCGUGCUGCUCGUCAUGCUCGCCAUGCUGCGCGUGCCGCCGCAUACGCUGCUCGCUCUGGCGAAGAGGGCACUGCCCCUGCCGACCAUGCCGGGCCUGGUGUUCCCGGUGACAAUGAGGAUGAGGGUGACCGUCCUCGUGGCUGCCGCAGAGGCCGUCAUGGCGGCUGUCAUGGCGGCCGUCGCGGUGCUCACGGCCAUGACUUCCACGGCCACCACGGCCCUGGCCCCUUUGCCCGUGGCGACUUCUUUGGUGCAGGCAUCGGUCCCGGUGGCCCUUACUUCCACCACCAUCGCUUUGGCCCUCCUGGCCCGCAUGGUGGCCCUCACGGUCACCACGGUCGUCGCGGCGGCCGUCAUGGCGGUGGUCCCUCUGGUCUGGGUGGCCCCGGUGGACCUUUCGGUCCUGCCGGUCCCUUCGGUCCUAACGGUCCCUUUGGCCCGGAGGGCCCCAUCGGCCGCCACUUUGGCCCCGACGGCAUCGGUCGCCGUAGCUUCGGCCCCAUGAUGGCUGCCCUGUCCAACCAUCCCUUGGCCCGUAAUUUGCGAGAGAUGAGCCGCACCUACUUUGGAGACACCAGUGGCGCCCGUGAUGCUACCCCGGUUGCCGAUGCCAUUGGAACCGCCGGUGACGAUGACGCCGCAGAUUAUUUUGUCCCACCCGUCGAUAUCUUUGUCGACGACAAUCGAGGCGGUUGGAUUUUGCACGUCGCGUUGCCCGGUGCCAACAAGGAGGACAUCGACGUCCAGUGGGAUGCUGACCGUGGCGUGCUAACCAUUGCCGGCGUUGUCGUCCGCCCCGGCAACGAGGCCUUUUUGGAAGGUCUGAUCAACGCGGAGCGCCACGUCGGCCUGUUCCAGCGUGAGGUGAAUCUGCCACCCUUUGGCAAUCAGACGACCUCGAACAACAGCGACGCACCCGCCAAGCAGGAGGUUGAUGCUGCAGGCAUCACGGCACGAAUGGAGAACGGCGUGCUGAUUGUCGUUGUGCCGACGGUCGACAAGGAGUGGACCGAGGUGCAGAAGGUGGACAUUGAGUAG
Messenger RNA from Sporothrix schenckii 1099-18, 2088 nucleotides. RefSeq lists its product as uncharacterized. The transcript has a single exon. Bases 1 to 2088 code for a protein of 695 amino acids. NCBI's taxonomy places the organism in Eukaryota, Fungi, Ascomycota, Sordariomycetes, Ophiostomatales, Ophiostomataceae. The record is from RefSeq and is a predicted model, not a curated record.